Messenger RNA from Haliotis rufescens (red abalone), 1664 nucleotides. Its product is annotated as sialate O-acetylesterase-like. Lineage: Eukaryota; Metazoa; Mollusca; Gastropoda; Lepetellida; Haliotidae. Gene Ontology annotation, biological process: carbohydrate metabolic process. The record is from RefSeq and is a predicted model, not a curated record. Gene Ontology annotation, molecular function: sialate O-acetylesterase activity. The transcript is spliced from 9 exons. Bases 88 to 1614 code for a protein of 508 amino acids.
UAAACAUUCAUAAUCUAGAAACGAGAUCGUGAGACAGUAACACCUGUGUGUUUCUGUGGCUGUCUAAGUACAGCAGUUGUAUUCAAAAUGAAAUUGCUGGGCAUCCUGUUUCUUCUUGGUUUAAGUAUAGAAGAAUGCAUUGGUUACAUCAAGUUCGCUUCUUAUUAUCAAAACCAUAUGGUUCUACAGAGAGGUCCCAAACACGCUGUGGUAUGGGGCACAUCUGAUAAACUCGGGGAUACCGUCACAGUAGAGGUCAGUGGUGGACAUGGGAACGUCACAACCAAAGUUGUUGCUGACCCAAAUGGCCAGUUGGACGGUGUUUGGACAGUAAAGCUACCAGCAAUAACGGAUCACGGACCAUUCACUAUAACGGCUUCUUACAGACUGGGAAAGGUCACAAUAGAUGAUGUCUUAUUUGGUGAUGUGUGGGUUUGUUCCGGGCAGAGCAACAUGGGCUUCCCCAUUAGUUGGCUGGCUAACCCCUCCAAAGUAAUCGCCGAGGCAGCUAACUUCCCGAACAUUCGCCUAUUCAAGACGCGUCCCGUGGUGUCAAACUCAACAUUUGAUAACCUACAUGGUUUACAUCAGUAUUGGUAUAAAACAUCUCAAGCCAGUAUUUCGACAUUUUCUGCUGUAUGUUGGCUGUACGCCCAGUACCUCUUCCCUCACCGCAAGUAUCCUCUUGGUAUGGUGGAAUCUGCCUGGGGAGGGACGUCCAUCGAGGCAUGGUCGUCUCCCGAUGCUCUCUCUAUAUGCCCAUCCAAGAGAAAGAGGGGGCCAAGUGCUGAUAGCAUCCUGUGGAACUCGAUGAUGAAUCCCUUCACACACAUGACGAUAUAUGGUGUCCUGUGGUACCAAGGUGAGCACAAUGCCCCCCAUGCAGAACGCUAUGCGUGUGAGUUCCCAGCCAUGAUAGCAGACUGGAGAAGCAAGUUCCAUCAGGGAUCUUUAGGAGAGACUGACGUCAACUUUCCCUUUGGGUUUGUUCAGCUUGCCCCUAACACGAACGCUAGCUUCAUUGGGUCAUUUCCUGCCUUGCGUUGGGCUCAGACAGCCAAAUUCGGACGGGCACCAAAUACAAAGAUGCCAAAUACUUUCAUGGCAGUAGCCAUUGAUUUGCCAGAUUUUACAGCACCACAUGGAUCCAUUCAUCCACGUUUUAAAGACGAUGUGGCAAAGCGACUGGUGUUAGCUGGUCGAGCUGUUGCCUACAAGGAAAAGGAUCUUGAUUACCAGGGUCCGUUCCCAACUGCGUUUGGUGUAAAUAGCCCACAUAAACUUUUGACCGUUGAAUUUAGUGGAGGACACAUGCCUAUUGAGGUUCGGAACAACGACGGGUUUGAGGUUUGUUGCUCAAGUUCAAGGACGACGACGUGUGGUGCUCAUGACGUCUGGGUUCGUGCGCCAAUCACGACGCACGACACAAAGUCUGUGACUGUGUCAACAUCCGGCUGUGGUAGUCGCCAUCUUGUUGGCCUCCGUUACGAGUGGCGGACCAGUCCUUGUCCGCUGAGGAAGUGUUCCGUGUAUGGGAGAGACAACGACUUGCCAGCUCCUCCCUACAUCAGGAGCCACGCCUUCACUGAUAGCUCGUCCCACAUCAUUGGAUAAUGUUUUAUCUUCAAACCCUAUGUUUGAACUAAAUAAAAUUAGCUUGCGAA